GAUGUGUCUGCUUGAUGACGGAAGUACACAUGACGGACAAACACACCACUUAGGAACACUUGCGUAUCUCGAAACAGAAAUUGGGCCUCCGGACAAAGAGACGGACAGCAUACCCAGACCCACGGCACGGAGCGUCAGACAUCAGUACGACUUCUUCACUCUGGACGUUACGCUGAAGGAGGGCAGGAGACUCGCUAUCAGAGACAAAUGUGGAACCAGCGACCCUUAUGUGAAGUUCAAGUACGACGGGAAGCAGGUCUACAAGAGCAGGAUCGUGUACAAGAACCUGAACCCUCGCUGGGACGAGACGUUCUCCCUCCCCGUGGACGACGUGACCAAGCCGCUCGUGGUGAAGGUGUUCGAUUACGACAGGGGGCUGCAGGAUGACCCCAUGGGUCAUGCCUACAUCGACCUGGCGUCGCUGCUGAUCGACAGGAAAGAAGAGUUUAAAGUUGACCUUGAGGACCCACAUGUUGCAGAAGACUUGGGCUACCUUCUCCUGGACCUCACUCUGGUGCCAAAGACUAGCGAUGAGAAGGAAGAGUUCUCCAGGGCGGACCGAUAUUUUUCUCUUUUGGACCAGUUGAGUCUGACCUACUGGAAGCACAAGUACUUAGCAAAGAGAAACCGACUGGUAGAGACCCAGCGCAGCAUGAAGGCUCAGAUCUGGAGCAGUGUGGUGAGCCUGGUGCUGAUUGAAGGGAAGGGGCUUCUCCCGAUGGACGAUAACGGGCUCAGCGAUCCGUACUGCAAGUUCAGACUCGGCAACGAGAAGUACAAGAGUAAGGUGGCAGGAAAGACCCUGAACCCUCGCUGGCUGGAGCAGUUUGACCUCCACAUGUACGAUGACCAGACCAGCGUGCUGGAGAUCUCCGUCUGGGACAAAGAUGUCGGCAGCAAGGAUGACUUCAUGGGCAGGUGCCAGGUGGACCUGUCCGAGCUGAAGCGAGAGGAGACUCACCACAUUGAGAAGGAGCUAGAGGAUGGAGCUGGCUCCGUAUCCUUCCUUCUCACCAUUACAGGGCACGCCAGCCACGCUCACUCCCCUACGUGCUGGGGUGCUGACGGCCUGCACACGCACUUAGGUAGUGCAGGCAACGAGACGAUCACAGAUCUGGCUAACUACAUGCCCGACCCCAGGGAGAGGCUGGAGGUCCAGAGGAGAUAUUCUUUACUCAGGUCUCUCAGGAACUUGAAUGACGUCGGACUGUUGCAGGUCAAAGUUAUAAAGGCUACAGGUUUGUUGGCGGCAGAUUUUGGGGGGAAGAGCGACCCUUUCUGUGUGCUGGAGCUGACGAAUGCCAGGCUACAGACGCAAACUAUCUACAAGACUCUCAACCCCGAGUGGGGGAAAGUGUUCACAUUCCAAGUUAAAGAUAUCCACUCCAUCCUGGAGGUCAGUGUUUACGAUGAGGACAGGAACAAGUCGGCAGAGUUUCUGGGGAAGGUGGCAAUCCCGCUGCUCAGAAUUAAGAAUGGAGAGAGGAAAGCGUUUUUCCUGAAGGACAAGAAACUGAGGAGAAGAACGAAGGGCUCCAUCGUGCUGGAGAUGGAAGUCAUCUACAAUUCUGUCAAGGCCAGCUGGAGGACGUUCAACCCUAAGGAGGUGAAAUAUCUACAGAUGGAGCAGAAGUUCAAAAGACAAAUCCUGGUGAGGAACCUGCAGAGAGUGAGCCGACUGGUCAUGGCGGUCGUCAACACGGGAAGGUUCGUCAAGAGCUGCUUCGAGUGGGAGUCAAAAACACGCAGUAUCACUGCCUUUAUAAUGUAUGUGCUGAUGGUGUGGAACUUUGAGCUGUACAUGCUGCCUCUGGUUCUGCUCAGCAUCUUCUUUAAGUACUACAUCGUGCGGUCGGUGAUGGAGGGGCGGACCGACCAGCAGGAGGUAAGGGCUGACGAGGAGGCUGAGGAGGAGGAGCAGGAGGAGGAUGAAGAUGAUGAGGAGAGGGGGAAGGAGAAGAGUAAGAGUUUUAAGGAGAAGUUGCAGGCGAUCCAAGACGUCUGCCAGACGGUUCAGAACGGGCUGGACGAGGUCGCGAGUCUCGGAGAGAGUGUCAAAAAUGCUUUUAACUGGACGGUUCCGUUCCUGUCGUGGCUAGCCGUCAUCACGCUGGCCAUCGCAACUGUCGUCCUCUACUUCAUCCCCCUCAGAUACCUGGUCCUGGUAUGGGGUAUCAACAAGUUUACAAAGAAGCUACGGAACCCUAAUGCCAUUCCUAACAACGAACUUCUGGACUUCCUGUCCAGGGUGCCGUCAGACGAGGAGCUGAUCGAUUGCAAGGAGCUGAAGUCUGACGACACCCAGCAACCCUCCCCCAAGAAGAAGAAAACCAGCUGAUGAGUCAGGAACGUCCGCCAAGAGCUUCUCUGCCAACUUGCACUGCUGCACGGUUUCCAUGGUUACCAUGCGCUGCUGCACCGUUACUAUGGUUACUAUGCACUGCUGCCUGGUUGCCAUGGUUACAACAGUUGCCAUGGUUACCAUGCUGCACCAGUCGCUACACAAAUAUCUCACACUUAAAAAUUCCUUGCACACUAGCUACAAGUGUACACUGCUAUUGGCCUGUGGAAUACAGAUCUAUAGAAAGGUUGGUAGAGCUGACAGCAGUGCAUCAUUAUAAGAGUUUCAGCCCUGUUACCGUUCUGCACCUAAAGCCUUGCAUGGCAGACUGGCACGAGCAUGUUCAUAGUGAGACUGCCGACAUGACUUUUAUCCAUUACCUGCUGCUGACUGCCUAUGUGUAGCACGCAUGUGGGUAUGACUGCCUAUGUGUAGCACACAUGUAGGUAUGAGUGCCUAUGUGUAGCACACAUGUAGGUAAGAGUGCCUAUGUGUAGCACACAUGUAGGUAUGAGGGCCUAUGUGUAGCACACAUGUAGGUGUGAGUGCCUAUGUGUAGCACACAUGUAGGUAUGAGUGCCUAUGUGUAGCACACAUGUAGGUAUGACUGCCUAUGUGUAGCACACAUGUAGGUACGAGUGCCUAUGUGUAGCACACAUGUAGGUAUGAGUGCCUAUGUGUAGCACACAUGUAGGUACGAGUGCCUAUGUGUAGCACACAUGUAGGUAUGGGUGCCUAUGUGUACCACACAUGUAGGUAUGACUGCCUAUGUGUAGCACACAUGUAGGUACGAGUGCCUAUGUGUAGCACACAUGUAGGUAUGAGUGCCUAUGUGUAGCACACAUGUAGGUACGAGUGCCUAUGUGUAGCACACAUGUAGGUAUGAGUGCCUAUGUGUAGCACACAUGUAGGUACGAGUGCCUAUGUGUAGCACACAUGUAGGUAUGAGUGCCUAUGUGUAGCACACAUGUAGGUAUGAGUGCCUAUGUGUAGCACACAUGUAGGUAUGACUGCCUAUGUGUAGCACACAUGUAGGUAUGACUGCCUAUGUGUAGCACACAUGUAGGUAUGACUGCCUAUGUGUAGCACACAUGUAGGUAUGAGUGCCUAUGUGUAGCACACAUGUAGGUAAGAGUGCCUAUGUGUAGCACACAUGUAGGUAUGAGUGCCUAUGUGUAGCACACAUGUAGGUAUGAGUGCUUAUGUGUAGCACACAUGUAGGUAAGAGUGCCUAUGUGUAGCACACAUGUAGGCAUGAGUGCCUAUGUGUAGCACACAUAUAGGUAUGACAUGAUUUGCCUUUAAUGCAGUAAAACAUUCUAAGUGUAGCAGCACAAGCUGGCAUUAGGACUGUUGUAUUGAGCUGUAGGGUUAUAGAUAAAGUUGUGUAUAGACUACUUCUCGAAUUUUUAACUUUCAAAUUGAUUUGACCAGAGACAGAAUUUUAUGGCAAUGUCGACAUUACUAUAAAAAGCAAUAUGUCACACCAAUGAGAACCACAUAACCAGUGUAGACUGCAUUAUGAUAGUAGAACACAACCAGCAGAGUAGGACAGACUUGCUGUUUGAUUUGUGUGUAGAUUUUAGACCCAUUAGAGCCGUUUAUCUUUAAUGUGGAAAGUUUAAGUUUUAGUGACGAAAUGUUUAUAGAAUAUUUGUGUCAGCUCUUCUCCAAAAACUAUAGAAUAUUAACUUUCUCUUAAUGUUAUAAAGCAGAAGUUAUCUAUUUUUUUUAUUGCCACGUUAUGAAUGAUUCAUACACUACAAAAAUCUCAUAUCUGAUUGCAUGUCACGAAUGUUUUGCCAUUUUGCAACCCCAAAUAGCCUCUACCUCUUUCCAAGAGUUGUAAGAUUAUUAUUUCAUGCCAUAUUCCUGUGUUAUUUUAGCAGCAAUGCAAUAGUAAGUAU
Branchiostoma floridae (Florida lancelet) is the source of this 4248-nucleotide messenger RNA. RefSeq names its product multiple C2 and transmembrane domain-containing protein 1-like. Gene Ontology annotation, molecular function: calcium ion binding. The record is from RefSeq and is a predicted model, not a curated record. NCBI's taxonomy places the organism in Eukaryota, Metazoa, Chordata, Leptocardii, Amphioxiformes, Branchiostomatidae. The coding region runs from base 2 to 2338 and encodes 778 amino acids. Gene Ontology annotation, biological process: regulation of neurotransmitter secretion. Gene Ontology annotation, cellular component: synaptic vesicle membrane. The transcript is spliced from 23 exons.